CUUCUUAUCGGAUUCGACAGUUUGCUUUCAGAAGUCUGAAUCAAUUAAUCGUGUAUAAUUUUUGUAAUCGUAUUUCCUUCAUAGAAAAUGUCGACGCAGCGUUUCGCGGCAACGGCUCUGCUGCUGGUCCUGGCAGCGGCGACCCUGGCGAGCUCGGCCGGCGUCAACUCGACGAACAAUAGUAAGUCGCACCACCUGAUAAUCGGCAGCCGCGUCUGGGGCGACCGGCUCCUGCAGCGGGUCCACGUGCAGAAGGACUACUCCUGGUUCCGAGUGGUCAAGGAGACCAGGACCUUCCCCGGUGACGGCAUCUCCAAGAUCACCGAGAUCCAGGCUCUGGACCAGAGGAGCGACCGCAGCGGAGCCGACGUAGCGCUUAUCAAUGGCGGACCCGAUCAGACCUUUGUCACCCUGCAGUUCAAGAGCCAGAGGAGCCAGUCCAUCGACUUCGUCGUCGAGAUCUACGGAAAGCGAUGA
This is a messenger RNA of Nasonia vitripennis (jewel wasp), 477 nucleotides long. Its product is annotated as probable salivary secreted peptide. The record is from RefSeq and is a predicted model, not a curated record. NCBI's taxonomy places the organism in Eukaryota, Metazoa, Arthropoda, Insecta, Hymenoptera, Pteromalidae. The coding region runs from base 88 to 477 and encodes 129 amino acids. The transcript is spliced from 2 exons.